Molecule: messenger RNA, 4479 nt
Organism: Lates calcarifer (barramundi perch)
Lineage: Eukaryota; Metazoa; Chordata; Actinopteri; Centropomidae
Gene: wdr37
Product: WD repeat domain 37
Exons: 15
Coding region: 596-2182 (528 amino acids)
Cellular component (GO): preribosome, large subunit precursor
Molecular function (GO): protein binding
Source: RefSeq, a predicted model, not a curated record
UCACAACACAGCUUCCCGAGCCCAAACUGUCACCUUAAAAUCUCUCCGACCAACACUAAUAUAAUAAAUUUACAUUAAUUUAUACAAAGCACCAGAAAAUCUCAUGCAAAUUGAUUUUUUGAUUUUAGAAAACACUGUUAAAUAUCUUUAAUUACCUGACUAAUAGUUUCAGCACCAGAUUAAUGUCUAACAAACCAGCCCAUCUUACUUUGAGUUAUUGUAUAUUAUAUGAUAAGUUGUAAGCAGCAUUUUACUGAACUUUGACCUGUAGUGGAGUAGACAUAAAAUGCAGCAUAAAAUGCAAAUAUUCAAAUAAUAAGUACAUUUGAGGUAAUGUGUUUACUUGCACCACUGAUAUUAUUUCUAGUUGUAGUCCCGGUCCAGCGGAUUCCACUCCUGAUUUUAGUCUGAACACGUCAUCAGACCACAGCAGCACAGCCCGCACCACCCAGGCCUCUGACAACUGGACUUAAGUAGGUGGUGAUAUCCCACCGACCUAACCCACCCACCAGCCAACCAGCAAGCUUGGCUUUUGUUUACCUGCUUCUCAGGUAGGACGUGAGCAGGGGGCAGGGCCACCCAGCAGGUAGGAGGGAUGCCUGUGGAGGGCGGAAGCAGCAGUGGCUCUGCUUCAGCUGCCCGUCACCCCAAGCAGAAACGCAAGGCUCACAGUUUGUCCAUCCGGCGCACCAACAGCACAGAGGAGAGGCCACCGGGCAUCCAGAGAGGAGACAUGCUGGAGGGACAGGACUCCAAGCUUCCUCUCUCCUUACGGAACAAUCUUCUCGACCUUUUUGGCCAAAUCGAGCGCGAGUUUGAAAAUCUUUACAUUGAAAACCUUGAAUUGCGCCGGGAAAUCGACUCUCUGAAUGAGCGUCUGACUGGAGAUGGACAGACGAUUGAGGGAGGAGACCCCACCAAGGGAGCCCUGAAAACAAAAGCCAGCCACAGCACCAGUCAACUGUCACAGAAGCUGAAGACGACCUACAAAGCCUCCACCAGCAAGAGCUUGUACACUUUCCACGGCAAAAUAGGUGGACCUCGCAACUUCAGUGUGGCCACAUGGGAGUUGUGGGGCGGAGAUUCAUGGAUUGUGUCCAGUUUCAAAGCCACCACAGGAUCCCGGGCUCUGUGCCAGCUGCUCAAGGAGUAUGUUGGCCACCGGGACGGGAUCUGGGACCUCAGCGUCACCAGAACUCAGCCGGUGGUCCUGGGCACUGCCUCUGCAGACCACUCAGCUCUGCUGUGGAGCAUAGAGACUGGCAAAUGUCUGCUUAGGUAUGCCGGUCAUGCAGGAUCAGUCAACUCCAUCAAGUUCCACCCCACAGAGCAGAUGGCCCUCACAGCCUCCGGGGACCAGACGGCUCACAUCUGGCGCUACAUGGUGCAGCUUCCUGCCCCCCAGCCGCCACCAGAUGUCAGCGCCCCAUGUGAUGACGACCAGGACUCAUCAGACAGAGAGGAAGGUGAGGUGGAUGGCGAGGGCCCGUGCGAGGUCCCCACGGUCCGGGUCGCCACAGCCACCCUGAAGAGCCACCAGGGUGUGGUUAUUGCAGCUGAUUGGUUGGUUGGAGGUCGACAAGUGGUGACAGCUUCUUGGGAUCGUGCUGCCAACCUGUAUGAGGUGGAGACGUCUGAACUGGUUCACACACUUACUGGUCAUGACCAGGAGUUAACCCACUGCUGUACCCACCCCACCCAGCGGCUGGUGGUCACCUCAUCCAGAGACACCACCUUCAGACUAUGGGACUUCAGAGACCCGUCCAUCCACUCUGUCAACGUCUUCCAGGGACACACUGACACGGUGACGUCAGCGGUGUUCACAGUGGGCGACAACGUGGUUUCAGGGAGCGACGACCGCACCGUCAAAGUGUGGGAUUUGAAGAACAUGAGGUCGCCUAUAGCAACCAUCCGCACUGACUCAGCUGUGAACAGGAUAAGCGUCUCCGCCAACCAGAGGAUCAUCGCUCUGCCACACGACAAUCGACAAGUGCGACUGUUUGACAUAAGCGGAGUGAGGCUGGCCAGACUGCCACGCAGCAACAGAAUGGGUCACAGGCGUAUGGUGUGUUGUACGGCGUGGAACGAAGAGAACCAGUCAUGCAACCUGUUCACCUGCGGCUUCGACCGACAGGCCAUCGGCUGGAACAUCAACAUCCCCGCACUGCUGCAGGAGAAGUGAAGCCACUGACACACACACACACACACACACACACACACACACACACUCAUAGACACAUAUACACACAUACAGUAACACGCAGUGAAGUAGGUGACUGACCAGAAUCUAUCCAUGUAUAUACAAUAUGGUACAAAUAAACACUGUAAUCUGUGGCCCUCGUACAUGCUCGUGUGAUUUUAGUGUUUACCCUGUGAUGUGUUUCACAGCCUCACAGCAUCUGAAGCUGUGAAACACAUCAUUCAAAUCACAGUUAGUGUUGUUUUUCAGGAUGCAGUAUCAAUUGAUAAGAGCAUAUUAUCCUCCAGAUUAAUUUAUUAUUUCUCAUUGUGCACAUGUGCAGCUGAAGCCUGCAGAACGUCUCCCGGUGUUAAAGUGACUGAUGUGGUUCCAACAUUUUAAAGUGCGAGUGUGUACGAGGCCACAGAGCUGCUCUUCCGUAUGUGAGCCCUUCACUUAUUUAGCAUGGGUUGUGAAUUGUGACACUUUCUGUUUAACAGUAUAUAUCUGACUCUACAGUCACAGGCUGCUGUUCACAUCACUGCUGUUUAGUUACUGCUGAGUGGAAGCUGUUGCAUGUCGAUGAACUUGGUUUGUGAAUGUUACUUUGAACAAUUAUUAAGGCCAGGACAGUUUGUAGAAUAUGAUUUAAAGACAUUCUGUAUAUAUGAAGUUGUGGCCUGAUAAAGUGACCUGUGCUGCAGGUUGUUGCUUGUUAAUGGAUUACUGUUUCCACCUUCUGAGGGUGGAGCUCGGAGAAGAUGACAGAUGAGUUCUGUGAAAUGUUUUUAUCCUUUUAGUUAAAUGUGGAUUUUCUUUCUUUUCAUGGAGCAAAACAUAUCAUGUUCAGUCCUGCGAGUUGUCUUAAAAUGUGUCAAACAGGAGCUGCUGUCCUGUCUGAAGCUGUUCACUGAUUGAGAUGUGAGUCUUUGCCUAGAACCUUUGAUGCUUUCAAUUCACAGCCAGCCUCCAUAUUUAAUAUUUCAGACUUAUGAUACUGUAACUCUGCCUUGUUCCAUGUUUACAGUAGGUUUCAUUUUUUUAAGUAUUCUGCCUUUCUGUCAGGAUGCAAAGUGUCAAGAGCAUAGCAAUAAUAACAGGAAAACAACUGCACUUCUGCCGCUUACAAAUCCUCUAGAGGUCUCUGAAUGGGAUGUGUUCUACAUAGUCAUGAUAUAGUACAUGUUGCAGGUGUAGGUGUCCAUAAUCUGCCUCCAUAUGUCCUUGGUGUUAGUGAACUACAGACCCAUCCUCUUAAGCCUGUUGCCAACUCAGAGCCCUGUGUUGCUGUGAUGUGUGAUCCCCAAGUGAAUUAUUCAGUAACAGCCUGUUCAUAUCAAGUUAUAGUGUUUACACUUUGCCUUGUACGACCUCUCGCACCUUUUGUUGUAGAUGAAGCUUUUCAGUGUGUGAGAAGCUCCUUUUUUCCAAAAACAGAAGCAAUAACCCAGCUGGAUGUUUCUGCUCCUCAGAGUGAAGCCCAUUUCUUUCCUUUGAAACCAGUGAAUAAGACCUGACGUACACACUGAAUCUCAGUCUGAGAAUAAAAUAGUAACUCACUUGGAACUGGGCUUGACCUGAGUCCAGGAAACUCUUUACUUGUUACACUUGUGCAAUAUCCUAAACAUGAAGUCAUUGCUGUAGUUUUUGAUCUUCAGAUGUUUAACUUAUUUCAGUGCUGUAAAUCCAAGAAGAUGAUUUAUUGUACUUGUGUGACUGGUGUAGCUGUAGCUCAGUGUAUAUAGGUAACAAGCUUAACUGACCCCAGAGUUGUCUUCAGACGACACUUCACUGCUGUUUCUACCAACAAUAGAGCCGGGAUGGAUUUUUGAAGUAGCAUGAACCUAAAAAUGUAAUGAACUUAUAGAAAUGCCUUACCAUUGCAUUGAAAAUGGUGCAUUAGCCUUAUCCAUCUGAGCAUCAAUGCACUUUUCCAAAUGCUUGUUAAAUAACUAAUUGUGUUCCACUGCUCAGAGCAGAUAGGAUUUUUACUCCUGGUUCAUUCAGGGAACUCAAUCUUAGCACCCACUAGUAUCAGUGUCAUUUUAAUCUGCAGGUAGAAAGGCGAGUCCGAUUUGUGCCCCACAUAUGAAUUCUAACUUGGAGGAAAUAUGAUUUUGGGAUUGAUACAUUAAAUUACCGCGUGCCAGAUUGGAGGAGUAAAAAAAAGUGGAUAGGCUUCGCUUCAUUGUGGCGAAUCAUAUUCACUUCAAACUUCAUUAUGUGAUCUACUUUGCAUACUUUAUUGUGACGGGUACGUGCUCUCUGACACUUUCCAAUAAAAACGUGUGAUUUCCUUU